AUGAUUGAUGCUAAGGUUAAGAGUGGUAUAAUUAUUCCUUCAGAUGCAAUUAUUAAAGCUGGUUUAACUAUCACACACCAGUUCUUUGCAGAUGAUCUGUUAAUGGUAGUCAGAGCUAAUAUGGCUACUGUCUUAUGUUUGAAAAGAACUUUGGUGCACUUUGAAAAACUCUCUGGACUUGCUGUUAACAAAGAUAUAUCAGAACUUUAUUUUACCAGUUCUGUGAGAAGAAGAUCUGUAGUGGUAAGGGCUUUGGGUUGUAAGGUGGGAUCUCUACCAUUUAAUUACCUGGGCUUACCUAUCUCUGGUAAGAUGCUGAGAAGGCAAGAUUGUACUAGCUUGAUUGAUAAAGUUAUAGUUACUACCACCAGAUGGAAUGGCAUGCACUUAUCUAUGGCUGGGAAAGUGGAGCUUAGCAGGACUGUAAUUCUUCCUGUGGUGCUCUAUUGGACCUCAGUUUAUUCGUUACCUGCUGUGGUAAUAAACUUAAUUGAGAAACGAAUGAGGAAUUUUAUUUAG
Molecule: messenger RNA, 519 nt
Organism: Cornus florida
Lineage: Eukaryota; Viridiplantae; Streptophyta; Magnoliopsida; Cornales; Cornaceae
Exons: 1
Coding region: 1-519 (172 amino acids)
Source: RefSeq, a predicted model, not a curated record